Scatophagus argus is the source of this 1601-nucleotide messenger RNA. RefSeq names its product retinal degeneration 3, GUCY2D regulator (gene rd3). NCBI's taxonomy places the organism in Eukaryota, Metazoa, Chordata, Actinopteri, Scatophagidae. The coding region runs from base 201 to 857 and encodes 218 amino acids. The record is from RefSeq and is a predicted model, not a curated record. The transcript has 3 exons.
GGGAGAGCAGAGAAAGCGAAUCCAUUUCUUUUCUCUCACUGCUUUUCAUUCAGCCUGUCGACUCGUCAGCAUCCGCCUGACUGUCAGAUUUCUGAGGAUUUCUCUAAUUCUGCUUCUCGGUGAUUUUGCUUCUUGCAGAGUCAAAGAAAAACUUCAAAAGAAGAAGAAGAAAAGGGAAGAAGAGUAAGACAAACAAGGCCAUGGCCUCCUGGUUCACCUGGAAUGAGCCGUACCACCGGAGCCCCCGGCGGGAUCCGACUGACGUGGUCACCGACACGCUGAUGCUGGAGUUCAGCUGGCAGCUGAAGGAGGCAGAGAGGCAGCAGAGGGAGAGAGAGAACGAGUACAGGCGCCUUAAGACCGGAGUGGACUACAGCUGGCUGGCCAGCACGCCUCGUUCCUCCUACAGCAUCAGCACCGGGGAGAAGCUUGGCCUGGAGGACCUCUGCUCCAAGGUGCCGCCACCAUGCUGCGGCGUGGUUAUACUCAAGUUUCGGGAGGCUAUACAGGCCAACGAGCCUGAGGUGCAGGAGGUGUCCGCCCUGUUCCGCUCCAUCCUCAUGGAGUCUCUGGAUCAGCUGAAGGAGGAGCAGGAAGUUCAGCGGCUCACCCGCCAGUGGAACAACAAACGCGCCAUGAGCAUGACCCUCAUGAACUUCAGGUCCCGCAUCAAGAUCAACCCGUUCGGAAGCACGGUGGGCCUGACAUCCGCUGCGGCCGACGGGGCGGGUUUGAGCGACCUCAAAACCGUGUCAGAGGAUGUGGAGAGAGGGAUGGAGGGGGAGGAGAGGUCGCAGAGGGUGUGGAGCAUGCCUGACUUCAGAUACAAAGGAACCAACAGCAAUAAGGUUGUCUGAUGUGGGGAGCUCAUGGGGACUGUGAUGGUGGCACGUUUCAGCAGGACAGAGGCUGAACUCCAGGACUCUCGGCAGCAGUACGACCACGUUGCACUGGGCGAGGGGGAGGUGAAUCCCAUUAUCCUCCUGCCCUAUUCAGUAUGAAACCAAUCAGCAUUUGAGCCUUUUACUGCUUUAUCCUGCCAGGGAAACACCAAGUGUUUUUCUCAGAUCUUCUGUACCUUGAAAACACCUUUUCUUGGACUUGAACGUUUCAACUUUAUGUGAGAUUAUUGCCUCCAACAGAGAUGCAUCUUAUGUUUUGUAGACGUCAGUCUCUACACAUUGAGGGCUAUUUACUGUAGUCCAGUAGGGAUAUUUAUGUAACUUAGGCUUUGCAGGAAUGAAAUGAAAUAUGUUGGCAUUUACGUGUCACACAGCAUAUUAAGGGCCACAGAAUCUUGACUGAUGGAAUAUUUUACAGAUUUAUGUAAUUAAAUGUUACUCAUUUGGUCUUAAGAAAAAAAAUCUGUAAUAUUCAACACUCACAUGACGUCAUUCAGAGGUUGAGUCAUGCUCUCCCUCUACAGAGUGAUCUUUGUAUUUCUUCGAACUGAAAGCAAGGACUCGACAUAUCAAUUCAUCAUCCAAGGUCAGCAAAUUGAAAGCUUUCCUUGUUUUUCCAUUUGCAAGAAGGUUUGAAAAAAAAGGCAUAAAGAAAUGUUACUGGACCUCCGAGAGUGAAGCAUUUCAAAGUAAAAUCUU